AGAAAGUAGGUAAAGCUUGACGCUUGACAGUUUUAUGUUUUCGUUUUCAUUUUAGUAUUGGCGUUGAAAUCUAGCUUCUAAUAGUUUUAAGUUACUAUCAAACUUAAGUACGGAAUAUUCCUAUAAUAGUCAAGAACAAUGAGCCAAUAGAAGAUGUAAAGUACAGAUGCUUAUAAAGGAAACAAAAGCAAAACAAACUUGGUAGUUUUAAAACAUCUAACCUGGGAAACAAGAAAAAAUGUUUUCUAUUUGUCGUCAAACUCACCCUGCUACGGGUAUUGAGCACGCGAUUAGCUGCUGUUUCUUUAAUAAUGAUGAAGUAUGCCUGAUUACUGCUGGUGCUAAUAUAAUAAAGGUUUUCAGGCUUUUGCCUGAGGGCCACGCGAAAGAGGUUAAUGCCGCUGGUCAACCGAUUCCACCUAAAAUGAAACUAGAAUGUCUAGCCUCAUACACUCUCUGGGGCAAUGUGAUGUCAAUAGCAUCAGUGAAAUGUCCAAGUGCUGGUCGUGACUUACUGCUGGUGUCAUUCAAGGAGGCAAAGUUAUCUGUAGUGCAAUAUGAUCCGCAAGUUAAUAAUCUCAUUACACUUAGUAUGCAUUACUUUGAAGAAGAUGAUAUGAAGGGUGGAUGGACGACUCAUCCCCACAUACCCUGGAUACGAGUGGACCCAGAAUUCAGAUGUGCCGUAAUGUUAUUGUAUGGAAGGAAAUUAGCGGUGUUGCCGUUCAGGAAAGAUAUAACCUCAGAAGAGGGUGACCCUUUGGAGGCUAAGCCAUUAGAUUGUAAGAAAAAUCAACCAAUACAAACCAUAUCCAGAGCACCAACGCUAGCAUCUUAUGUGAUAAUAUUGAAAGAACUCGAUGAAAAGAUAGACAAUAUAUUGGACAUACAGUUUCUCUAUGGUUACUAUGAACCGACAUUGUUGUUACUGUACGAGCCGGUUAGGACAUUUGCUGGACGUACGGCCGUUCGUAACGAUACCUGUGCAAUGGCUGGUGUUAGUCUCAAUAUGAGCGCCAGAGUACAUCCUGUUAUAUGGUCUAUAGGAGGAUUGCCGUUUGACUGUAUACAGGCUGUUCCGAUUCAGAAACCAUUAGGCGGUUGUUUAAUAAUGGCUGUGAAUUCUUUGAUAUAUUUGAAUCAAUCUGUGCCGCCAUACGGGGUCUCUCUAAACAGUAUUGCUACACAUACCACUAAUUUUCCUCUACGUAUUCAAGAAGGCGUCUGUAUAACGCUGGACGGCGCUAGAGUGGUAGCUCUAGGUGAUACUCGAUUGUCGCUCGCCCUCAAGGGUGGUCAACUGUACGUGUUGACCUUACUAUCGGACUCCGUGAGGAGUGUACGGAGCUUUCACCUGGACCGCGCCGCAGCGUCUGUGUUGACGUCCUGUAUGUGUGUGAUCGAAGAAGAUUUUCUAUUUCUUGGAUCGAGACUUGGAAAUUCUUUGCUAUUGAGAGUGACCGAGAGGGAAAAUAGAAUGUUGUUCUCCGUGGACAAGCCUUUAGAAGCUACGGUCGACCUUACGCUGUCCGAAACCGAUAAAGAUAAAGAACCAUUGCCGAAGGAACCCCAAAAAGAAAUGUUAGAUCCGCAAGCGAAGAAGCGUCGUUUGGACACCAUAAGCGACUGUGUCGCCACCAAUGUGGUGGAAAUAUCGGACAAGGACGAGCUGGAGGUGUACGGUUCUGACAUACGGACCUCCACCCAGCUCACCAGCUAUGUGUUCGAGGUAUGCGAUUCCCUGUUGAACAUAUGUCCUAUCGGCGACGUGUCCAUGGGGGAGCUCCAGUUGGUGUCCGAGGAGGGAGCGGGGAGGAGGUCGAGGCCGGCCCUCGAAAUGGUCGCGUGCAGCGGACGAGGGAAGAACGGAGCUUUGGCUGUGUUACAACGGUCGCUCACACCGCAGCUACUCACUGCCUUCGAUCUACCAGGCUGUAUAGAUAUGUGGACUGUGAUCGGAGAGGCGACGGAAGUCAAUAGAGAAGCCCACAAAGAUAUGGAAGGCAGCCAUGCUUACUUGAUACUGACACAGGAAGACUCGAGUAUGAUUCUUCAAACCGGCCAGGAAAUAAACGAAGUGGAUAAUUCUGGUUUCAUGACGAGCGCCCCCACGGUGUUCGCGGGUAACUUAGGGAACAACAGGUUCAUGGUCCAAGUUACCACAACAGCUAUAAGACUUGUGAGAAAUGGCGUGUUGGUUCAGUCUAUCACGUUAGAGUGGACGGCCCGCAGCGCGUGCACCGCCGACCCCUACCUGUGUGUGGUGUCCACUUGCGGCCGGGCGCUGGUGCUCGCGCUCAGGGAGCUGCGGGCCAGGGACGCCACGUCAGCUCGGCUCGCGCCAACGAGACAGGCGGUGCCUCACAGACCGGCCUUACUGAAAGCCGUUCCUUACAGAGAUCUCAGUGGGUUAUUCACCAGCACAGACGACAACAUACAGGUCAAAGGUGAGUUCACGGGUAAAAUGAAAGAGAAAAAUAUCAAGGCUGAAGGUUUCAAGGCGGACACAGUGUAUGAAUUGAACGAUGAAGAUGAGUUACUGUAUGGAGGAGAUCAGACGCCAGCGUCCAUGGCUAGUAUAAUGUUAGCCGAGCAGUCUCACACUAUGGGAGUUCCCCGGCGCGUGAGUCGCUGGUGGCGCCGCCUAUUGGCGGAUGUUAGGGUUACGUAUUGGUUGUUCGUGGUGCGAGAUAACGGCAACCUCGAGAUAUAUUCGCUACCGGAAAUGAAACUAAGCUUCCUCGUUAGGGAUGUCUGUGCUGGUGAAAGGAUUUUAGCUGACAGCUUAGAGUCCGUUCCUAUACCGAACCAAACGGAUGAAGACGAAUUCAAUACAGGGCAUAGUAGUAACGCGGAGAGACUUCAAGAAAUCCUAGUCGUCGGCCUGGGACAUAAGGGGUCGAGGGUUCUCAUGUUGCUGAGGUGUGAUGACGACCAGCUGAUGAUAUAUCAGGCCUACAAGUAUCCCAGGGGUAACCUUCGGAUGCGUUUCUCUCGUAUGUCGUUGUCGUUUCCGUUCGGUUAUCGUAGCGGCGUCGUGUCGUGUCCGGAGGAAAGCUACGAAGCGUCCACGCUGCGGGAGGGGGUCAGGCAGCUGAGGUAUUUUGGGAACGUCGGCGGUUACAGCGGUGUGUUUGUAUGCGGUCGGACCCCUUAUAUGCUAGUGCUGGGAUCUCGAGGCGAACUCCGCAUACAUCCUUUAUCCGACAACGCAGCGACCUUCGCAUCAUUCAACAACACCAACUGUCCCCAGGGCUUCAUGUAUUUUAACGACAAGGGUUCGUUGCGUAUCUGUGCGCUACCAACGCAUCUGUCUUUCGAGGCGUCGUGGGCGGUUAGAAAGGUUCCUUUGCGUGAAACACCCCACUCUGUGACAUUCCACCUGGAGUCGAGGACGUACUGCCUGGUGUCGUCGGUGUCCCAGUCGACGCACUCCUAUUAUAAGUUCAACGGAGAGGAUAAAGAGAAAUCUAACGAAAACAAAGGCGACAGGUUUCCAUAUCCCAUGAUGGAGCGCUUCUCCAUAAUGCUGUUCUCACCGGUGUCAUGGGAAGUCAUACCCAACACGAGGAUAGAGUUGGAUGAAUGGGAACAUGUGACGUGUCUGAAGAACGUGUCACUGUCAUACGAGGGCACCAGGUCUGGUCUCCGCGGUUACAUCGCGAUAGGGACUAAUUAUAACUACGGAGAGGAUAUUACUUCUAGAGGGAGGAUUUUGAUUUACGAUAUAAUAGAUGUUGUACCCGAACCGGGCCAGCCGUUGACCAAAAAUAGGUUUAAAGAAAUAUACGCGAAGGAACAGAAGGGUCCCGUGACAGCUCUCACACAAGUUUUAGGGUUCCUCAUAUCGGCUGUGGGUCAGAAGAUAUAUCUCUGGCAGCUGAAGGACAACGACCUCGUCGGCGUAGCGUUCAUUGACACCCAAAUUUACGUCCACAGAAUGUUGGCUGUUAAGAAUCUGAUAUUGGUAGCUGAUGUUUACAAAUCAAUAUCCCUCCUGAGAUACCAACACCAACACAGGACACUGUCGCUCGUGUCCAGGGACCUCAGGACGGCUCAGAUAUACGACAUGCAGUUCAUGAUAGACAACACGAGUCUGGGCUUCCUCGUGAGUGAGUCGGAGGGUAACUUUGCUAUGUACAUGCACCAGCCUCAAGCCAGAGAGAGUUAUGGAGGUCAGCGUUUGAUUCGUAAAUGUGAUUAUCAUCUGGGACAAAGAGUACACGCCAUGUUUCGUCUGGCGGCUAGAGGGGAGAGACAGACACACGUCACUAUGUUCACAACCCUCGACGGGGGAGUAGGUUACGUGCUGCCUGUCUCAGAGAAGGUCUACCGAAGGUUAUUGAUGUUGCAGAACGUCAUCAACAACUACUGCUGCCAUCUAGCGGGACUCAACCCUAAAGCUUACAGGACGUACAAAGUAUCGCGUCGCGCCUUGUGUGGUGGAGCUGCGCGAGGAGUGCUCGACGGAGAUCUGGUCUCAUUGUACACGAGCAUGCCACGGACAGAACAACAGGAUAUCGCGAGAAAAAUUGGUACGAAAGUUGAGGAGAUUAUGUCUGAUCUAUAUGAGAUAGACAGACAGACGGCUCAUUUCUAGUUGUAAUGAUAAUUGUAUAUAUAAAGCUUGGCCCUCAUCGUG
This is a messenger RNA of Danaus plexippus (monarch butterfly), 4642 nucleotides long. RefSeq names its product cleavage and polyadenylation specificity factor subunit 1 (gene CPSF1). Gene Ontology annotation, molecular function: protein binding; nucleic acid binding. The coding region runs from base 239 to 4600 and encodes 1453 amino acids. Gene Ontology annotation, cellular component: mRNA cleavage and polyadenylation specificity factor complex; nucleus. NCBI's taxonomy places the organism in Eukaryota, Metazoa, Arthropoda, Insecta, Lepidoptera, Nymphalidae. The transcript is spliced from 29 exons. The record is from RefSeq and is a predicted model, not a curated record.